Sarcophilus harrisii (Tasmanian devil) is the source of this 2213-nucleotide messenger RNA. RefSeq names its product abhydrolase domain containing 12B (gene ABHD12B). The record is from RefSeq and is a predicted model, not a curated record. Gene Ontology annotation, molecular function: phosphatidylcholine lysophospholipase A1 activity; monoacylglycerol lipase activity. Lineage: Eukaryota; Metazoa; Chordata; Mammalia; Dasyuromorphia; Dasyuridae. The transcript is spliced from 13 exons. Bases 931 to 2130 code for a protein of 399 amino acids. Gene Ontology annotation, biological process: phosphatidylserine catabolic process; monoacylglycerol catabolic process. Gene Ontology annotation, cellular component: endoplasmic reticulum membrane.
UGAAAAGCCUUUGCAGACCCACCUAGUUGUCAGUACUAUCUACUUCCACAAACAGUAUUUUUAUUUACUCAAUCUGGGUAAAAGUAUACUCCCAGUAGAAUAUAAGUUUCUUGAGGGAAGGAACAGUUUUUCAUUUUGUUUUUGUAUCCCCACCCAGUACCUAGAACAAUGCCUCAUACAUAAUAGUCAUUUCAUAAAUUCUUGUGUAAUUGAAUUGAAUAUAGAAUAAUAUUCUAAACAGACUAGACCAGAUAAGUCAGCUUCACAUGUGAAUUUGCAAUUGCAUAAUGUUUUAAUCACUAUGUGAUUCUCUAUUUCAAGAAUCUAAUCUUGUGAAAAAUCAAUUCUAGUUGAUAAUCCUUCUUAAUACUGUCCAAUAAACAGCAUCUUCAGAUAUAUUAGAAACCUGCCUUCACUCAGUCAUGAGCCAUAAUCUAGACCAGUUCUGGGAAAGGAAAUUUACUUCAAACUGAACACAAAACAUUACCUUUUUCAUUAAAAGUCUGCUACAUUCUCACUGGAUCUGAAUUUCAUGACCUACACAAAGCAGGUUUGGCAAAAGAAUUUCACUGGGGGAUAAGUGGAAAAAAUAAAUAAUAACUACUAAGAACAAAGCACAAUUGCCCAUCUUGUUUCCAAAAUGUAAUUUUUAAAAUUUUAGUUGGUGGGCUGAAGAAGGUUAAAUUAAAAAAAACAAAGCAGGGAAAAACUUAAAUUCUAAACCAAGAUCGUGCUUAUAAUGUUAUCGUCACACUUGGUUUGAACGGGUUAGAGUUAACAACUCUAAAGUCCGGAGCCCUAGGAACUACUUAUCAAAUUUACCUUACUGAAGAAGACGAGGCUGCAUCCUAGCCCAAGAAAAAAGGAGGAAGGGGGAGCAGAGCUUUUGAGGCUUGUAGGAGGAAGGCGUGUAGGAAUAAACAGGAAGAGAUGAGGCAGACUAGGCGGAGUUUGUGGUUUAGAAAUGAACCACUGCAGGGAGGCAGAGCGGGUGCUAAAAUAAAAACCAAGACUAUGGGAGAAAAAACCCUGGUCGUUGAAGUGACAACCGAAGUCCCAGCCCUUAGUCUUGGGUACCGAGACCAGUCCCACGACCGGCCUGGCUAUGUCAGAUCCUGGUUUAGCAUGGUGUUUAAGGCGCUAAGAUCCUUUUCAUACUCUGGACCAAGACUCAGAAGAAAGGUAGUCUCUCUCUAUGAAAGCUUUGUUAGCAAAUCCUUAAAAGAAUGCUUUUUCCCAGCCAUUAUAGAAAAGAUUAUUUUCUUUAAUUUUUGGAAAGCUCCAUUUCUAGUGGAUUUGAAGAAACCAGAAUCUUGGAUUCCACACACUGUUAAUUUCUAUAUUAAACCUGAAAAUGGAAUAUCUUUGGGUGUAUGGCAUAUUGUCCCAAAAAGCAGGGGGAAAGAAGCUAAAGGGAAGGACCGAAGCUGGUACGAGGCAGCUCUUCAAGAUGGCAACCCAAUUAUAGUUUAUCUCCAUGGUAGCGCAGAAAACAGGGCAUCUUGUCACAGAGUUAAGCUUUUGAAGGUGCUGAGUGAAGGUGGAUUCCAUGUUCUGGCUGUUGAUUAUAGAGGAUUUGGGGAUUCUACAGGUAAACCCACAGAAGAGAGCCUGACCAAAGAUGCCAUUUAUCUUUAUGAUUGGACCAAAGCACGGAGUGGAACUACACCUGUUUGUCUCUGGGGUCAUUCUCUAGGAACAGGAGUUGCAACAAAUGCUGCAAAAACAUUGGAAGAAAGAGGAUUCCCAGUGGAUGCAAUUGUCCUAGAAGCUCCAUUUACCAACAUUCGUGAUGCAGCUAUCAACUAUCCCUUAUUAAAGGUGUACCAUAAAAUUCCAGGAUUUGUACGUUUGUUUCUGGAUGCACUGACAGUAGACAAAAUUGUCUUUCCUAAUGAUGAAAAUGUUAAGUUCUUAUCCUCACCUCUUCUAAUCUUACAUGCAAAAGAUGAUAAGACUGUACCUAUAGAAAGAGGCCAAAAGGUAUAUGAAAUUGCCCAUAAUGCAUACAAAAAUAAAAAUAGAGUUAAGAUGAUUAUUUUUCCACCUGGUUUCCAACAUAAUUUUAUAUGCAAAAAUCCUAGAUUGGCAAUGAUUGUAAGAGAUUUCCUGAGUGAGCAAUGGUCAUGAAUAAAGAGAGUAAAUUCUGCUAUGAAGAAGAUAGUCAAGAUUUGCAAAUUCUCUGCAUAAUAAAAAUACACAGUUUAUGUAGA